AUACCUGCCCACAUCGAGGUCGUUCAGAUUUGUAUUUUUCUUGAUAAAGAAUAGUUAGUACCAAGCAGUUUCCAGAAAAUUUUCAAAAAUCUUGUGUGACGAUGUUAGAUAACCAACUGGCUGAAAAACAAUCGAUCAUUUUUCAAGGAAAAGCCGAAAAGUGGGAAGUAGACUCUUCGACAACAGCCAAAAAUUGCAAAAACUACAUAAGGGAGAUCGUAGACACCCUAGAUCUCCAGCCCAACCCCGAAAAGCCCGUGAUCGCGCUCUCCAUAGGUGACCCUACGGUUUACGGCAACUUGAAACCCUCUGAAGAAACCACUCAAGCCGUCAUCGACGUCAUCCGCGAGGGCUCUUGCAACGGCUACGCCCCUUGCGUCGGCUACGACAAAUCCCGCGAAGCCGUCGCAAACUACUUGAACCAAAACGGCUCAAAACUGACCAAAAACGACAUAAUUCUCUGCAGCGGCUGCUCCUCAUCGCUCGAAAUCUGCAUAACCGCCCUUUGCGAUGCCAAAAAGAACCACAACCUGCUCAUGCCCCGGCCCGGCUUCUCCAUCUACCGCACCCUAGCCGAGGCCAUCGGAGUCACCGUACGCUACUACAACUUAAUCCCCGAAAAAAACUGGCAAAUUGACGUCGACCACUUGCGCUCGCAAAUCGACCAGAACACCGCAGUCAUCGUCUUGAACAACCCGUCCAACCCCUGCGGGUCCGUGUACAGUGCCGAGCACCUGAAGGACGUCCUCGAGGUGGCCUUCACCCACCGAAUCCCCGUCAUCGCCGACGAGAUCUACGAACGCCUGGUGUUUCCCGGGAAUUCGUUCCACUCGACGGCGGUUUUGAACUCGGGGGUUCCCCUCUUGAUUUGUGGGGGGCUGGCGAAGAGGUUUUUGGCGCCAGGGUGGCGGCUAGGUUGGAUUGCGAUCUGUGAUGAAGGUGGAGCUUUCGAGCCCAAUGUGCGCAAGGCGCUGAUUAGUCUGAGCCAGAGGAUUAUUGGGAGCAAUACUCUGGUUCAGGGAGCACUGCCUGCCAUAUUAUUCAAAACGCCCCAAAGUUUUCACGAUAAUUUGAUCAACACGCUGCAUAAGAAUGCCAUUUUGGCCUACAGUAUGUUGCAGAAUAUUGAGGGGCUUGUGCCCUACAUGCCCCAGGGGACCAUGUACAUGAUGGUGGAGCUCUGCUUCAACAGGUUUCCCUUCAGUGAUGUUUUGCAGUUUGUUAUUAAGAUGAUGGAAGAGGAGUCGGUUUUCUGUUUGCCAGGAGACUGCUUUCAGAUUUCUGGAUUCAUAAGGAUUGUCCUGACUGUGCCUGAAGACUUACUGCUGGAAGCUUGCAAACGUAUUUCUGAGUUUUGCAAGCGCCAUAUUAUAAAAUAAGCUGCAAUUUUGUUUCUAUUGUUUAAGCGCUAAAAAUAUAAACUUGAAAUUA
Messenger RNA from Tribolium castaneum (red flour beetle), 1431 nucleotides. RefSeq names its product Tyrosine aminotransferase (gene Tat). The transcript is spliced from 3 exons. The record is from RefSeq and is a predicted model, not a curated record. Bases 102 to 1379 code for a protein of 425 amino acids. NCBI's taxonomy places the organism in Eukaryota, Metazoa, Arthropoda, Insecta, Coleoptera, Tenebrionidae. Gene Ontology annotation, biological process: L-tyrosine catabolic process; biosynthetic process; L-phenylalanine catabolic process. Gene Ontology annotation, molecular function: pyridoxal phosphate binding; L-tyrosine:2-oxoglutarate transaminase activity.